CACCGUAGAGCCCAGCUGAACGUUCCUUAUCGCCCCCUUAUCCUGCCCGGCGCCCCACUAAAAUUUCCUGACCCUCCUCCGAGCAUGCUCAUGCUCCGUCUCUCAAUCGGCGACGGCGCUCGCUCUGGAAAACAGCCCACCACGACAGCUUCCUCUCGCGCAAUUCCUAAUUGACGAUAUCCCCGCCGGCAGACCUCGCUCUCGACAAUCCGUGAGGCUUGCGACGACAUUCCGGGACACCCCCUAGCCGCGUGAUAAAAAACUACAACAGAAACCCGCCCUCUGCCGACCGACCGACCGGACGGCCUCUUUUCUGCGAACCACCUCGAGACCACCUGCGCGCCGCCCGCCUGCCUGCCUGCCACCGCCGCCGCAAGUCAAAACACAGCCGCCUCUACAGAACCCCCGCCCAAGAUGGGUGUAGCGAAGCGCACGAGAAAGUUCGGGCAGGUCAAGCGCAUCAUCUCGAAGCGCGACAACCGGCUCAAGGAGAACGCGGGCAAGGCCGACGCCGCCAACGCCGUCAAGGCCAAGCAGGCCGCGCCCGACAUCAUCCGCGAGAUCCCCCAGGCCCCGACGUCCAUGUUCUUCCAGCACAACGAGGCCCUCAAGCCGCCGUACUCGGUCCUCGUCGACACAAACUUCCUCUCGCACACGGUCCAGCGCAAGCUGCCCCUGCUCGAGUCCAUGAUGGACUGCCUGUACGCCAAGUGCAACCCCAUCAUCACCGACUGCGUCAUGGCCGAGCUCGAGAAGCUGGGCCCCAAAUACCGCAUCGCCCUGCGGAUAGCCAGGGAUGAGCGCUGGACCAGGGUCAAGUGCGACCACAAGGGCGUCUACGCGGAUGACUGCAUCGUAGACCGCGUCGUCAAGCACCGCGUGUACAUCGUCGCCACAAACGACAAAGACCUCUGCAGGCGCAUACGCAAAGUCCCCGGUGUGCCCAUCAUGAACGUCGCCAGAGGAAAAUACGUCAUCGAGAGACUCCCAGACGCUCAUCAUUAACAUUAUAAAAAUCAAAACAAACAAAUAAAUGAAUAUCUGGGGGAAAGGGGAUGGGGGAGGUGGUGUGGAAAUCUCGAAUGCCUUUUUCAAAGUUGUCUGACGUGGCGGUUCGCUGGGUUUUUGGUGGUCUUCCAUAAAUCAUCAGGCAUUUUCAUGUGUUGCACGCUUUUCUUUUUAUUCUAUUUUUGGUCAGAAUGGCGUUCUAAAGCUUGGGAUCAAACGGGGAAAAUCAUCUGGUUUAAUCUACCAAGGAACAUAUAUCUCACAUUGAGUGCACACAGAUAUGUUGGCUGCACUGAAUGCAAACAUGUAUUUUGGGUGAUAUGGCCGACGUACAAGCUAGACCUGCACAACUUUACAAUGACUGGUUAUAUUAAUCACCACAGUCAUACUGAGCAAA
This is a messenger RNA of Microdochium trichocladiopsis, 1405 nucleotides long. RefSeq names its product Fcf1-domain-containing protein. NCBI's taxonomy places the organism in Eukaryota, Fungi, Ascomycota, Sordariomycetes, Xylariales, Microdochiaceae. Gene Ontology annotation, cellular component: nucleolus; small-subunit processome. The transcript is spliced from 2 exons. The record is from RefSeq and is a predicted model, not a curated record. Bases 415 to 1005 code for a protein of 196 amino acids.